GGAAUUAGGGAGAGUUGAUGAAGAAGGAAGACUGAACAGCGAAAAGACAAAUUUGAAACAAGUCUGUAUUCAUGAAGAGUGACUGCAUACAAACCACAAUAUGUCAAGAAAGAAAAAAAGAUCCAAUAGAAACAUUUCAUUCUGGGCAGCUGGUAAAAGUCUGUGCUCCAAUGGUUCGAUAUUCAAAGUUGGCUUUUAGAACACUAGUAAGAAAACACAGUUGUGACCUGUGUUAUACACCAAUGAUAGUUGCUGAUUUUGUCAGAUCUAUAAAAGCCAGAGACAGUGAACUUACCACCAACCAAGGUGAUUGCCCACUGAUUGUCCAGUUUGCUGCUAAUGAUGCAAGUCUUUUAUCUGAUGGUGCUCCAAUAGUCUGUCCUUAUGCAAAUGGAAUAGACAUUAACUGUGGUUGUCCUCAGAGGUGGGCAAUGGCAGAAGGUUAUGGGGCUUGCUUAAUAAACAAGCCAGAGCUUGUUCAAGAUAUGAUGUAACAAGUAAGAAAUCAAGUGGGAAACCCUAGAUUUUCAGUUUCUAUUAAAAUAAGGAUCCAUGAUGACCUUUCAAGAACUGUAGAUGUUUGUCGAAAAGCUGAAGCUAUAGGAGUUUCCUGGAUCACAGUUCAUGGAAGAACUACUGAAGAAAGACAUCAGCCAGUGCACUAUGAUGCCAUUAAAAUAAUUAAGGAGAAUAUGUCUAUACUUGUAAUUGCUAAUGGAGACAUCAGAAGCUUAAAAGAAGCAAAAAAUGUGUGGCAGAAUACUGGGACAGAUGGUGUGAUGGUUGCAAGAGGAUUCUUAGCAAACCCGGCCAUGUUUGCUGGAUUUGAGGAAACCCCACUGAAGUGCAUCUGGGACUGGGCUGGCAUUGCUGAACUUGGAACUCCUUACAUGUGUUUCCAUCAACAUUUAAUGUACAUGAUGGAAAAGAUAACUUCUAGGCAGGAAAAAAGAGUAUUUAAUGCUCUGUCAAGCACAUCAGCAGUCUUAGAUUACCUUACAGACCAUUAUGGCAUUUAA
This is a messenger RNA of Otolemur garnettii (small-eared galago), 1019 nucleotides long. Its product is annotated as tRNA-dihydrouridine(20a/20b) synthase [NAD(P)+]-like. The record is from RefSeq and is a predicted model, not a curated record. Gene Ontology annotation, molecular function: tRNA dihydrouridine synthase activity; flavin adenine dinucleotide binding. Lineage: Eukaryota; Metazoa; Chordata; Mammalia; Primates; Galagidae. Gene Ontology annotation, biological process: tRNA processing.